UUUGUGCACUUCAUGUCAGUGUUUAGAGUCUGGACUGAUGUACUUUCUGAGCUAGCUAGUUUUCUCGCCUUUAAGUCCUGAAUUUGAAACCAUUUCUUGACAAACCAUAAGCACCAUAAUAAGGAUUAAGAUAACAAAAUAUAUAUAGGGCAGUAUGGAAUUUUCUGCAACUGCAGUCUUGGCAGGUUUAAUCUUAGCUCUGUUGUGGAUGUUUCAUGUAAAAAACAAAAGGACCGGGCGUUUACCUCCCGGACCCACUGCACUUCCUCUCAUAGGAAACCUUCUCCAGAUAGACAAAACUGCACCUUUUAAAAGCUUUGUUAAGCUCAGUGAAACCUAUGGGCCAGUGAUGACAGUAUACCUGGGCUGGCAGCGGACAAUAGUUCUGCUAGGAUAUGAUACAGUGAAAGAAGCCUUGGUGGACCAGACAGAUGAAUUCACAGGCAGAGCGCCAAUUCCAUUUCUGCACAACCCUAACAAGAAUUAUGGUAUAGGGAGCAGUAAUGGGGAGCGCUGGCGCCUGCUGCGACGUUUUACACUGACCACCCUAAGAGACUUUGGGAUGGGACGCAAGGGGAUGGAAGAAUGGAUCCAAGAAGAAAGCAAACAUUUGAGGGCUCACAUGCAUACAUUAAAAGGUACACCAUUUGACCCUUCAUUCUUAUUGAGCUGCACUGUGUCCAAUGUGAUCUGCUGCCUGGUUUUUGGUCAGCGGUUCAGCUAUGAAGACAAGCAGUUCUUGCGCCUCCUUACCAUUCUUUCUCAUAUAGGAAAACUUAACAGCAGCCCUGUGGGUCAGAUGUACAACCUCUUUCCACGUCUCAUGGACCAUCUUCCAAGUCCCCACCACAAAGUUUUUGAAGAGUAUGAAGAGGUGAGACAGUUCAUCAAGAAGAAGAUCCAAGAACACAAAGACACACUGGAUCCCAGGAUCCCACGAGACUACAUCGACUCCUUCCUCAUCCGAAUCAAUCAGGAAAAGGACCUUCCCACAACUGAGUUCCACUAUGAUAACUUGGUCUCUACAGUAAUGACUAUAUUUCUGGCUGGAACACAGACCACCAGCUCAACCCUAAGAUAUGCUCUCAACGUGCUGAUCAAAUACCCCGACAUACAGGAGAAAAUGCAGCAAGAGAUCGACACUGUGAUUGGAAAAGAGCGAUGUCCCAACAUGGAGGACAGGAAGUCCCUCCCCUUUUCAGAUGCUGUCAUCCAUGAGGUGCAGCGUUUUCUAGACAUUGUCCCCUUCAGCCUCCCUCACUACGCACUGAAUGACAUAUCCUUCAGGGGUUAUACGAUCCCAAAGGACACUGUGAUUAUUCCCUUGUUGCACUCUGUGCUGAAAGAGGAAAAGCAAUGGGCCACGCCCAGGUCUUUCAAUCCCCAGCACUUCCUGGACAAAAACGGCAACUUUAAGAAAAAUCCUGCAUUCGUGCCAUUCUCUGCAGGGAAGAGGGCCUGUGUUGGUGAAUCGCUGGCUCGUAUGGAGCUUUUUAUCUUCAUAGUUUCACUGCUGCAGGAUUUCACUUUUUCCUGUGCUGAAGGCCCGGACAGUAUAAACCUCAUUCCAGCGUUCAGCAGUUUUGUUAAUGUGCCUCGUAGGUACCCUAUCAUGGCCACACCACGCUGAAAGAGAUGCUCUGAUACAGUUAGUUUGCGAGUAUCUCACUGAUGCCAAACAAUAGAUGCUAAUUUUGAGUCACGUAUUUUUUUUUUUUGUUUGUUUGUUUAAUGAGUUCUUGUUUCCUGCAUUGAACUGUUUUCUCUAUGCAACAAGUAUCUCUACUAACCUUAAGCUUCACAUACCGUGUAGGUCAAAUUUGACCCUUUUGACAUCAAUAACUAAUAAAUAAAUAAUACUUGACUCGACUCAGCGCGGUUUGAAGGUGUUUCCAUUAGUACCUGGUACCAGGUACCAGAUACUUUUUAGUACUUAUUCAGCCAGGGUUCCAAGCGACCCGAAAACGUGGCACGGAAGGACAGCAUGCCACUGAUUGGCCAGGGAGUGUCGUCACUAGUUGAGUCAUGAGAGCAACUCCUUCACCAGAGUCAACUGUGCCAUUUUUAAAACCCGACAACAAAGAAAAUGGUGGCACGCAAAGCACAGGUUGAAUGCCCAGACCGACAGUUUGCAGUGGUAGUUCUGCAACAUGAGAGCCAUCUGACACGCACACACAGCAUAUCAUAACCCUAUACUGCCCCUAA
Messenger RNA from Archocentrus centrarchus (flier cichlid), 2205 nucleotides. Its product is annotated as cytochrome P450 2F3-like. The transcript has 9 exons. Gene Ontology annotation, biological process: xenobiotic metabolic process. Gene Ontology annotation, molecular function: iron ion binding; oxidoreductase activity, acting on paired donors, with incorporation or reduction of molecular oxygen, reduced flavin or flavoprotein as one donor, and incorporation of one atom of oxygen; heme binding. The record is from RefSeq and is a predicted model, not a curated record. Gene Ontology annotation, cellular component: intracellular membrane-bounded organelle; cytoplasm. Bases 155 to 1630 code for a protein of 491 amino acids. NCBI's taxonomy places the organism in Eukaryota, Metazoa, Chordata, Actinopteri, Cichliformes, Cichlidae.